This is a messenger RNA of Jaculus jaculus (lesser Egyptian jerboa), 2470 nucleotides long. RefSeq names its product angiotensin II receptor type 1 (gene Agtr1). Gene Ontology annotation, cellular component: membrane. Gene Ontology annotation, biological process: immune response; regulation of vasoconstriction; G protein-coupled receptor signaling pathway. Gene Ontology annotation, molecular function: angiotensin type II receptor activity. The record is from RefSeq and is a predicted model, not a curated record. The transcript is spliced from 4 exons. NCBI's taxonomy places the organism in Eukaryota, Metazoa, Chordata, Mammalia, Rodentia, Dipodidae. The coding region runs from base 294 to 1373 and encodes 359 amino acids.
CGGGCGCGGCGCCCCGCUCGCUAGUCCCCGGCACCAGACCCUGUCCCCAUCUGGGCCGAACCCCACCACCUGCAAGUGUCCCCAGGGCUCACCGAGUCUCAAAAGGAGGCCAGAGGAAGGCAGGUGUUGACCCCAGCCCCCGCGCGCCCUGGCGAGUGCCCAUCUGCAGUGGGGGGCGCGACUUCAGGGAAGCAGAUAGCUGCUUCCAAAUCUACUAUAGAGACAAAGAUAGAGCUUCUAACCCAUGUGCUUUUUGUGUAGUGUCUGAAGCUGAUUCACCCUGCAACAUCAAAAUGACCCUCAACUCCUCCACAGAAGACGGCAUCAGAAGAAUUCAGGACGACUGCCCCCAAGCUGGGAGACACAACUACAUAUUCGUCAUGAUCCCCACUCUGUACAGCAUCAUCUUCGUGGUGGGGAUAUUCGGGAACAGCUUGGUGGUCAUCGUCAUUUACUUCUACAUGAAGCUGAAGACCGUGGCCAGUGUCUUUCUCCUGAACUUAGCGCUGGCUGACAUCUGCUUCCUGCUGACCUUGCCGCUGUGGGCCGUCUACACGGCCAUGGAGUACCGCUGGCCCUUCGGCCACCACCUGUGCAAGAUCGCCUCGGCCAGCGUCAGCUUCAACCUCUACGCCAGCGUGUUUCUGCUCACGUGCCUCAGCAUCGACCGCUACCUGGCCAUCGUCCACCCCAUGAAGGCCCGCCUGCGCCGCACGGUGCUCGUGGCCAAGGUCACCUGCAUCGUCAUCUGGCUGCUGGCCGGCCUGGCCAGCCUGCCAGCUGUCAUCCACCGCAACGUGUUCUUCAUCGAGAACACCAACACCACGGUGUGCGCCUUCCACUACGAGUCCCAGAACUCCACACUCCCCAUAGGCCUGGGCCUCACCAAAAACGUCCUGGGAUUCCUGCUUCCCUUCCUCAUCAUCCUCACCAGCUACACCCUGAUCUGGAAAGCGCUGAAGUCGGCCUACGACAUCCAGAGGAACAAGCCGAGGAAUGAUGACAUCUUCCGCAUAAUCAUGGCCAUCGUGCUCUUCUUCUUCUUCUCCUGGGUUCCCCACCAGAUAUUCACCUUCCUGGACGUGCUCAUCCAGCUGGGCCUCAUCCGCGACUGCAGGACGGCGGACAUCGUGGACACGGCCAUGCCCAUCACCAUCUGCAUGGCCUACUUCAACAACUGCCUCAACCCGCUCUUCUACGGCUUCCUGGGGAAGAAGUUUAAAAAGUACUUUCUCCAGCUCCUGAAAUACAUCCCCCCGAAGGCCAAGUCGCACUCCAGCCUGUCCACGAAAAUGAGCACGCUGUCCUACCACCCUCCCGAGAACGCCAGCGCCUCCGCCAAGAAGACCGCGCCGUGUCUCCACGUGGAGUGACGUGCUGGGGACCAUCACCGUGGAGAGGUCAUCCUGGGAAAGCAGGAACCAGAGGAGCCUCCUUCCAGGGCUUUCCAGGGGCCCCUGGAGCAGGAGCCGGUUUUCUGGGACGUAAGCGGGACGUGGAAUGGGUGAACUGCAGCUCCUUAUCGUAGCGCUGAGCACGGCUGUCCUUCCUCCCCUCGUGACGGCUGUCUAGCCGAGGGCGUCGGGAACCGCACGAUGUGUAAAUCACGGGGGGAAAUCAUUACUUGCAGAAAUUCAGUCUUCUUCAUCUCUUCUUGUCCUGUUACUUUGAAUCCCCACAUAAAUGUACUGAAUAUGUCCAGUGUUUAGACAAGCAAUGGGAGAUGGGAGGUCAAGGUCAUUCUGCCCAGUUUUGACAGGACGGGAAAGCUUUUAUGUGUGUGUCGGUAUUUGCUUCUCUGUCCCACUUGCACCUGUCAAUACACAGUGUUUACGUGAUUGGCUGGGCAGUAGUUACCAACUCUCAUAAUCUUUUGUAAAAUUCAACCAGUGUCUUAAAAAAAAAAUCACACAGCCAAAAACAAAUGCCAGCAAAAUGGCUUAUUCGUAUGCUGGUGUUUCCAAGGGCACACAUGAAAGUCGGACUGUUUGUAAAGCCAAUAUUAUCUGGCCCAGGUGGUUGUGUGUUCGUAUCAUACCAAUUUUACUUCACAUCUAAGAAAUGUAUAUAGUUUGUGGUGAACAGAUUAUUACAAAGUAUGUCUUACUGUUGCAAAAAGGCAUGUAUUCAUCAUAUAUAUAUAGCUAUGUCUCUAAAGUGUUUGAUUAAGAUCUAUAAAAGGUAUUUAUCUUGAAAUAAAAAGUAUUAUAAUGUACUUAAUAUUCACUACUUACAAUGUAUGCUGAUUUAUUUUUUAACUCGUGCAUAUUUUUAUUUAAAGUCUGAUCUGAUUUAAUGUGAGCAGUUAUACACUAUGUUUCUCUCUGUUGAAAAACUAAAGAGGAAAGUGUUUCAUCCUGCCAAACAAUAAGGAAUGAACACAUCAUCAUGAAUUUUUCAUAGAUUUUCAUGUAGCAGCCAAAAAGCCUCUUUCUUCAUAACAAUAAAAUGACACAUGAUUUUACCGAGA